This is a messenger RNA of Echinostoma caproni, 543 nucleotides long. The record is from the annotation of a GenBank genome assembly. Lineage: Eukaryota; Metazoa; Platyhelminthes; Trematoda; Plagiorchiida; Echinostomatidae.
UUUAAGGUUCCAGUGUUAUUUGUGCUGUACAGACUCACUGAGGGUGUUACUGUAAACUACCACAGUCGGUGGUCGAGCGAUGAUCGCGUUUACUCCGUUUACUCUGAUCAAUCCAUCUAUGUGCUUUGCGUUGCUCACCUCAUCUGUUCCAGCGAUGCGGCACAUCGGAUUUUGCCUCUGGCUGGUCAGGGCGUAAAUCUAGGCUUCGGCGACGUAAUCUCUCUGGUACACUGGCUUGAAGAAGCGGUAUCACAGGGCAAUGAUAUCGGUAGCCCAGUGUUUUUACAGGAGUACACAUCCGAUCGACAACGAGCAGUUGUCCCGGUUGCCGCGACCAUGGAAUUACUCAAUCUGCUCUACUCCACAGAUGCUUUGGCCGUGAAAAUCGCUCGGAUUGUUGGCUAUGAUCAGGCCUCAUCCGCGCCGUCCACUCUGGCCUCGUGUGUUCACCAGCUGUAUGCCCGUGUGCUAACCACUCUGCGGUCGGCCGGUUUAUCCACGGUCCAGUCGAGCACCCUGACCAAAGUAUGUUUACCGCAUUGA